Molecule: messenger RNA, 2508 nt
Organism: Bipolaris zeicola 26-R-13
Lineage: Eukaryota; Fungi; Ascomycota; Dothideomycetes; Pleosporales; Pleosporaceae
Product: glycoside hydrolase family 67 protein
Exons: 1
Coding region: 1-2508 (835 amino acids)
Biological process (GO): xylan catabolic process
Cellular component (GO): extracellular region
Molecular function (GO): alpha-glucuronidase activity
Source: RefSeq, a predicted model, not a curated record
AUGCGGUUGUUAUUCGCAACUUUACUUUGGGCCGUCGGUGGAGCCCUCGCUGAGGACGGCUCCCAGGGCUGGCUACGAUAUGCUCGGAUCCCAAAUGGAGCAUCCGCACAAUCGGUACCAUCGACAAUCAUCGCACUGAACAGCACACGAAUCAGCCCUGUAUAUACAGCCGGUCAAGAACUUCAAAGAGGUGUACUAGGCACCACCAGCAAACAACUCAAAGUGAGCACGACCGCCAGCCAGGAUCAGUCAGCCAUCAUCGUCGGAACUACCGAAGCUUACAGCAAGGCAUACGGAAAAAUUGGCGAAUCUGAAGAUUUGGAAGAUGAUGGAUUUUACCUCAGUAUAAGCCCGGGAAAAGUCAUCAUCGUCGGCCAGAACGAGCGUGGUGCUUUGUACGGCGCAUUCGAAUACCUCUCACAGCUUGCACAGAAUAAAAUUGCAUUCGGAUCCAAAGUGUACAACCCUCAAGCGCCGAUUCGAUGGGUUAACGAAUGGGACAAUCUUGAUGGCAGUAUUGAGCGGGGCUAUGCUGGCCCAUCAAUCUUCUUCCGGAACGGUUAUGUAGUCGACAACACUACUCGCAUCGCUGAAUACGCUCGACUACUGGCGUCCAUUCGCGUAAACGGCGCCAUUAUCAACAACGUCAACGCAGAUGCUGCUCUACUCAACGAUCGCAACGUAGCCGGUCUCGGCAGAAUUGCAGAUGCUAUGAGGCCAUAUGGAGUGCAGAUUGGCAUUUCACUCAAUUUUGCAUCUCCUCAGCAAUCCCUGGGCACUUUCGACCCACUAGACCCCAGGGUUGAUGCCUGGUGGACGAACAUCACUAAUCAGAUCUAUUCAAAGGUCCCAGACAUGGCAGGUUACUUGGUCAAAGCGAACAGCGAGGGCCAGCCGGGACCCCUGACGUACAACCGCACUCUGACAGACGGAGCGAACAUGUUUGCAAGGGCCUUGAAGCCUCAUGGUGGAGUAGUCAUGUUUCGCGCUUUUGUAUACGACCACAAUCUCAACCCGGCAAAUUGGUACGCGGACCGGGCAAAUGCACAACUCGAGUUCUUCCAACAUCUCGACGGAAAGUUCGACGAGAAUGUCGUCGUGCAGAUCAAAUUCGGUCCUAUCGACUUCCAAGUCCGCGAGCCGCCAUCCCCAUUGUUUGCAUCACUACGCCACACCAGCACAGCCAUUGAGCUCCAGAUCACACCCGAGUACCUGGGCCAAAACUGCCACCUGGUAUAUCUUGCACCGCAAUGGAAGGAAAUUUUAGACUUCGACAUGAGGGCCGACAACACCGAAUCAAGAGUCAAGGACAUUGUCAAUGGAAAGCGUUUCAAACGACCAAUAGGUGGAUAUGCUGGCGUCUCUGGCGUCGGUUCCAACACGACAUGGCUGGGAAGCCAUCUUGCCAUGUCGAAUUUGUAUGCCUUUGGACGGCUAGCCUGGGAUGCGUCUAGUGGCUCGGAGACGAUUCUCCAAGACUGGAUUCGACUGACAUUUGGGUUCGACCAAGACGUUCUCAACACCAUCACGGACAUGUCGAUGAAGUCGUGGCCUGCAUAUGAGAACUACAGUGGCAACCUGGGUAUUCAGACGCUGACGGACAUUCUCUACACCCACUACGGGCCCAAUCCAGCUUCUCAAGAUGGCAACGGCUGGGGUCAAUGGACGCGCGCUGACGGCUUGGGCAUUGGCAUGGACCGCACGGUACGAAAUGGUACUAAGAAUGCCGGACAGUACCCGCCCGAGAUUGCACGGAUAUGGGAAAAUAUUGAGCUGACUCCGGAUAAUCUUUUGCUUUGGUUCCACCAUGUGCCAUAUACACAUCGGUUAAAGUCCAACAAGACGGUUAUUCAGCACUUCUACGAUGCGCAUUAUGAGGGAGCGCAGACGGCGCAGGAGUUUGUCCGCCAAUGGGAGUCGCUGGAGGGUAAGAUUGACAAAGAGCGAUUUGAGCAAGUCCUGUUCAGACAGACGUAUCAAGCUGGACAUGCGCUCGUGUGGCGCGACGCCAUCAACCAAUUUUACUUCAACCUGUCGCGGAUACCAGACGAGGCCAAGCGAGUGGGCAACCACCCGUACCGGAUUGAGGCGGAGAGCAUGACGCUGCAGAACUACAAGCCGAUCGCAGUGAAGCCAUUUGAGACGGCGUCUGGAUUCAAAGGCAUUGUAACGACGUCGAGUGGAGCGACUGGUGUAGCGAAGGCCAAGGUGGCAUUCGCGAGCGGGAGGUACAAUGUGGCAGUUAACUACUGGGACGUGAUUGGUGGCAGGGCGAAGUAUCAGCUCAGUCUGGGGAACCGGACCGUAGGAUUGUGGGCAGGCGACCUGGAGGACAAGCUGGGCCACGAGCCAUCUGCGUAUCUCGAUGGGCAUUCAGCGACGAGGAUCACGUUCCGGAACGUGUGGGUGGAGCGGGGAGAGGAAGUGCGCAUCAGUGGACAGGCCAACGGAGCCGAGGCAGCGCCCGUCGACUAUGUUUCCUUUUUGCCAUCGGGGAUUGUUGACUGA